Helianthus annuus (common sunflower) is the source of this 3036-nucleotide messenger RNA. RefSeq names its product G-type lectin S-receptor-like serine/threonine-protein kinase LECRK3. Gene Ontology annotation, molecular function: ATP binding; protein serine/threonine kinase activity. The record is from RefSeq and is a predicted model, not a curated record. Lineage: Eukaryota; Viridiplantae; Streptophyta; Magnoliopsida; Asterales; Asteraceae. Gene Ontology annotation, biological process: protein phosphorylation. The transcript has 2 exons. The coding region runs from base 528 to 2921 and encodes 797 amino acids.
GAACUAAAUACAAAACAGCCCUUCUAUUUUGUUUAGCCACAACAAAACCCUAGCUUGUGAUAUUACCCUGAAAUCAGCAUCACCAACGGUCUUCAGCAGCGACAAUGUCAACAGAGGGUAUGAGCCAACACCAAAUCACAAUAUCCAAACCUAGAAAUCAAAUAAGCCGAGAUCAAACGUGAAGUAGAUGAUCGUACGGUGAAGGAACGCGCCGGGGGGGGGGGGGGGGGGUCUUCACUGCUACAGAAACGCACACAUGAUAGCAUCUGGUGGGGGGAUCGAAGAAGCUGAACAAAGGGGUUGACAAGUCAAAGUACAAAAAUCGAUCGUAAAUACUGUGGUCCUUAUACAGCCUGGCCCGCUGGAGGAAUAGGAACAAUAUUCUAUGUAGGUAGGGUGUGUGUGAUGAUUUGUAGAUGAAAACGGAAGGCUUAAAUUAAUUAGUUUGGCAGGCUGAUUCAACCAGUUAGAUAUCCACUCUUCUCCAGACUCCAGCAUAAACAUCAUCUCACGCUAACCUCUCUAGCAUGGCCUUGGUGUUAGUUAUCUUCUUAAAGUUGUUCUUCCUUCUAGUUACAGAAGGAUCUCUGAUUAAUGAGUCAGUCUCCUCUAAUAUCAGCUUAGGUUCCUCAUUGAACACAGACACAAAUCGUUCAUGGCUCUCACCUUCCGGACUUUUUGCAUUUGGUUUCUACCAGCAAGAUGGCGGUUUUGCAGUCGGGAUAUGGCUGACAACCAAACCAGAUAUCACAGUUGUUUGGACCGCAAACCGUGAUGACCCACCUCUCUCCUCAAACAGUACCAUUAAGCUCACUGGUGAUGGUCGGUUGCUUCUGUUCACUACUUAUGGUGAGCAAAAGUCCAUCACAAAUACGUACUCGGAGUUGGAAGCGGCAACCUCAGCUUCGAUGUUUGAUUCUGGUAAUUUUGUACUCUAUAAUCACUCCGAGGUCAUAUGGCAAAGCUUUGAUUACCCGUCUGAUACAAUACUAGGAGGGCAAACACUUACUCCAGGGGGUCUCCUAGUCUCUAGUGUAUCAGCUUCACAUCACUCGAGUGGGAGUUUUGUACUGGAAAUGCAGACUGAUGGAAACCUUGUGGCUUGCCCUCGAAACAGUCCCAGGGGGCCUAGUGACGCAUACUGGGUCGGUGGAAUGUUUGGACUGCUCUACAGUGCAUUGAUUCUCAACCUUAAUGGCUCUCUGUGCACAAUGAAUGGAGAGACACAAAAGCUCAUAAAUCCAUCUUCGAGACCAGAGUUGAGAAAGGAUGAGACAGUAGUCUUUCGUGCCACUCUUAAUUCACAAGGUAACUUUGUUCUGUAUUCUCACAGAUUCAGAAAUCUCUUUACUAACUCGACUGGUAUGAUGGAAUGGGAAGCGUUACGGGACCCAUGUAAGGUCAAAGGCAUUUGUGGUGCUAAUAGCUACUGUUAUACCACUGCCGGCAAGGCUGAGUGUCGAUGUUUUCCUGGUUUCUUAUUUUUUAACAGUUCUAGAAACGGGAAGUCCCUUGGCUGUUACAGGAAUUUCACUGAAGAAACCUGCAGUCAAGGAGGGCUACAACUUUCCCACAAUAUUACUGCCUUGGACAAUAUGAAGGCCGAGGUCUUCCCUUACUCUGUGUUGAAUCUUAGCAAGGAAGCUUGUAUUAAUGUUUGCCUUGAUGAUUGCAACUGUUGGGUAGGCUUGUAUGCAAAUGAUAGUUGCAUGUUACUCAAGGUCCCAGUUAUUUAUUCAGUGCUUGAUAAGAGUAUAUUAGCUACAGUCUUCAUCAAAACUAGUUUCCCGAAAGCCAAACACCAGCUACACAAACCGUUACCUGCCUUAAAAAGCCCAGAACAAGGUGCUUUGGCUGAAAGGAGAAAACUUGUUUCCAUUUUAGCCAUAACACUUGGCUUCUUUGCUCUUAUGUGUACACUGAUGGCCUUCUCUAGUUUCUUUUACUACAGAGUGCGUGCUCAUAGGUACCAACGUAUGUCCCAAAAUGUUGAUUUUGGGUUGACAAAUGAUCAUUUUACUCUCCGAUCAUUCUCGUUCGAGGAGCUUCACAAAGCCACAGAUGGAUUUAAGGAAGUGAUAGGAAGAAACUCUAUUGGUGGAGAGGUCUACAAAGGGUUUAUUUCUGAGGGCAAGAAAGCAGUUGCUGUGAAAAGACUGCACACGAGGAUGCUUGAAGGAGACAGAGGGUUCCGGGCAGAAAUUACUGCUAUCGCGCAAACUCAUCACCGGAACUUGGUUCGCUUACUUGGUUUCUGCAUUCAUGGAGCUGCAAAGCUACUUGUUUACGAGUUUAUGAGCAAUGGGUCACUGGCAGAUCUUCUUCUUAAGCCGGAAACACUACCUGGCUGGAAAGAACGUGUCAGCCUGGCACUCGAUGUGGCGAGAGGAAUCUUGUAUCUUCAUCAAGAGUGUGAAACUCGUAUAAUACAUUGCAAUAUAAAGCCUCAUAAUAUUCUUUUUGAUGAAUCUUCGACUGCUAAGAUCUCUGAUUUUGGGUUAUCAAAGUUGUUGAGGCAAGAUCAGAGUGGAACCCUCACUGGUGUUAGGGGAACAAGAGGGUACAUGGCACCUGAGUGGCACAAGAACACCUUAAUAUCUACCAAGGUGGAUAUUUACAGUUUUGGGGUUGUGCUGCUGGAGAUUUUGUGUUGCACAGGUGAUAUGAAGAUAGACAUUUCAUGUGAAGACAAAAUUUCUUUUUUCACUUGGGUUUACCGUUGUUUCGUGGUCAUGGAGUUAAAGAGUCUGGUUGGAGAUGAAGAAGUAGAUAUUCACAUGUUUGAGAAAAUGGUGAAAGUUGGACUUCUUUGCAUUCAAGAUGAUCCAGAGGCAAGGCCUUCAAUCAAAGAUGUUAUCCUAAUGUUAGAAGGAACAACUGAUAUACCAAUCCCCCCAUCACCAGUUCCUUCUUUGAUUUAGCUUAAGUGUUAUUAUGUUAUAUUUUAAAAUGUAUUUGGAACAUAUCAUGUAAUCACAGAAAGCGUGCGAAUUUAUUUAUAUUAUAUAUAUUGAAUGUGAGCAAUACUUCUUGUUC